Cyanidioschyzon merolae strain 10D is the source of this 1386-nucleotide messenger RNA. RefSeq lists its product as hypothetical. Bases 1 to 1386 code for a protein of 461 amino acids. The record is from RefSeq and is a predicted model, not a curated record. The transcript has a single exon. NCBI's taxonomy places the organism in Eukaryota, Rhodophyta, Bangiophyceae, Cyanidiales, Cyanidiaceae.
AUGGAGCAGGUAUCAGGGACAGAGUCGCCGGCGAGGAGGCAGGGUUCUGUUCCUCCACAGCUUGAGUCAACGGCGGCAGGUUUCCCGGCCGCAGGCCACCGGGACGCUCCGGCAUUCGCAACGCUCGGCGCGCUGGCACGUGAACGCAUUGCACGGACAAGCGUUUCGCACCGGCAGCUUGCCCGUGAGAGCGGCAGCGUGUCCGAAGAAAGUGAGCGGCGCCCCAGUGCUGAUGCACUUGCUUGGCAGCACUGCUGCUGGCGGGCGCCGACUGAGCGUUCGGACGCCGUAGCGCUCUUCAGUUUGUCGGAGGUGUUCCUAUUGAUCCGGAGUGAGUACGCGCCACAGUCUGUUUAUGGGUGGCUAAUGCUGACGCAUAUGCUUCGAAUGCCACCGGAAACGCUCGCUCGCGAGGCUGUGAUCGACCCGGAAAUCAGAGCAGAACAGGCAUCAGUUGGCGACGAAAAUAGGACGUAUGGUGGUUUUCUGGAGCUUGUGCUUUUCAUGCACGUGGGGGUCGCUUUGCGGGAUGCACUGCACUCGCGAAAUCGCAACGUGAACGAGGCUGCCCUGGAAUGUCUGGCGCAUUUGCUGCAUCGUCUCUUCGAUAGCGACGUGCUUGCUUUUGUUGACGGGUGUGUCUUCGAAGAUGACAAGGACCAGAUAGGCGACGAUUACAAUGAAGAGGCAUUGAUAGACCUUUGGGCUUCCAUGGAGCUCCGGAACGACUCCGAUAACCCGAGCUCCCGCGCCAAACAUGGAGACAACGACAACGAUACCGUUGAUGAGGAUGCAGAGGUCGGUGCUGCCGGUUCCACCGCCAUGGGCAGCAAUCUCUAUGAAGACUACCGCCCUACGUCCCAUGACUGGGUUAUCGAAAUGGUGACCACCGGUCUGGUUCCGGUUCUGCUCGGACUUUUCCAGAGCAAACUGCGACAGCAUGUGAUCGAUCCCCGGGUAACCAGAUUGAGUUACUUCCUGAUAUGGGUGCUGCACCCGUGUCUACGACUAGAUGAGGGCGCGAGCAUCUUGAAACAAUUGCUCUCCAUUGCACUUGCUUUGCUGGAACGUGUCGGAUCCGCUGAACCCCAGCAGACUACCAACAGCGAAACGGGACCUUUGGCGGCGGCAGCGCAGUCGGCCCUGAUGCAUAGCCUACGAGCAGCCGCCGUACUUGCCAUGGAUGAGCGUCUCGACAUCGAGGAAUCUGUCCAACACGUAAUGGAGGCGAAGCUUCAGCUAUGGUUGAAUCACUUGGACCUUGAAAACAAGCUGGGACGCCAAGUUGCGAGAAGCAUGCAGGCGCUCGUGUCCAUCAUGACACGAAACCGUCGCCAAGUAACAAGUUUGUCGCAGUCCGUAAACAAUGAGCUUCAGUACUCGUGA